Molecule: messenger RNA, 3831 nt
Organism: Conger conger (European conger)
Lineage: Eukaryota; Metazoa; Chordata; Actinopteri; Anguilliformes; Congridae
Gene: hif1aa
Product: hypoxia inducible factor 1 subunit alpha a
Exons: 15
Coding region: 366-2582 (738 amino acids)
Biological process (GO): cellular response to hypoxia; regulation of transcription by RNA polymerase II
Cellular component (GO): nucleus
Molecular function (GO): RNA polymerase II transcription regulatory region sequence-specific DNA binding; protein dimerization activity; DNA-binding transcription factor activity, RNA polymerase II-specific
Source: RefSeq, a predicted model, not a curated record
ACAGAAAGACUGGGAACGAGAGCAGUAGACUACACACAAUAGUGCGGCGUGCGAGAGUGAACUUUAAUAUUGUGGAGCUUCUCAAACUUUGACAGAGAAAUCUGACACAAAAAGGUGUCCGACGGAUGUUUUGACCUUCAGGGCGUCGGAGGGUUAACCUCUUAAUACUACGAAAAUCAACAAAGUUUUGUAUUAAAGGGAAUUUGCGGUUUUUUAGAUUUAGCUCGUUAAACAACUAAAUAGCUAGCUUGCUGGCUAGCUACAUCUUCACACACGGACCUGCAACUUGCUUGUCUACAGCGUUGUUUCAGGAAUACUUAGCUAGCAGCUUGCUAGCAUUGUAGCAAACAGAUUUUCAUCCCAGAAUGGACAAAGUGGUUGUCACUGAAAAGAAAAGGGUGAGCUCGGAGCGCAGGAAGGAGAAGUCCAGAGAUGCGGCGCGGAGCCGGAGGGGGAAGGAGUCGGAGGUGUUCUACGAGCUGGCCAACGAGCUGCCCCUGCCCCACAGCGUCACCUCCAACCUGGACAAGGCCUCCGUCAUGAGGCUGGCCAUCAGCUACCUGCGCGUGCGGAAGCUGCUCAACGCCGAUGAUGCAGUGGUGGAGUCUGACCUGGACUCCCAGCUCAACAGCUUCUACCUGAAGGCUCUGGAAGGCUUCCUCAUGGUACUGUCUGAGGAUGGAGACAUGAUCUAUCUCUCCGAGAACGUCAGCAAGUGCCUGGGACUCGCCCAGUUCGACCUGACGGGACACAGCGUCUUUGACUACGCUCACCCCUGCGACCACGAGGAGAUGAGGGAGAUGCUCGUACACAGAACAGGGUCUUCCAAAAAAGCCAAGCAGCCGAACACAGAGCGAAGCUUCUUCCUGCGCAUGAAGUGCACACUCACCAACAGGGGACGCACCGUCAACGUCAAGUCAGCCACGUGGAAGGUGCUCCAGUGCACGGGGCACAUCAGAGUGCAGAAGAGCGAAGAUGCCCAGGAGGAGUGCGGCUUCAAGGAGCCCCCCGUCCCGUACCUGGUGCUCAUCUGCGAGCCCAUCCCACACCCCUCCAACAUCGAGUUCCCCCUGGACAGCAAGACCUUCCUCAGCCGCCACACUCUGGACAUGAAGUUCUCCUACUGCGACGAGAGGAUCACAGAGCUGAUGGGAUACAAGCCUGAGGACCUGCUGAAUUGCUCCGUAUACGAGUACUACCACGCCCUGGACUCAGACCACCUCACCAAGACUCACCAUAACCUGUUUGCCAAGGGCCAGGCCACCACAGGUCAGUACCGCAUGCUGGCUAAGAGGGGAGGCUAUGCCUGGGUGGAGACCCAGGCCACCGUCAUCUACAACAAUAAGAACUCCCAGCCCCAGUGCAUCGUGUGCGUCAACUACGUGCUCAGCGGGGUGGUGCAGGAGGACCUCAUCCUGUCCCUGGAGCAGACGGAGGAGAAGGCCGAGCCCCUGGAGAAGGAGAGUCCCCAGGCCGACGUGGUCAAGCUCUUCACCAAGGUGGCGGAGGCCGGCGGCACGGACAGCCUGUACGAGCAGCUGAAGAAGGAGCCCGAUGCCCUCACCCUGCUGGCUCCUGCAGCUGGAGACACCAUCAUCCCCCUGGACUUCAGCUGCCCAGAAGCUGAGAUCCUGGUGGUGAAAGAGGUCCCUCUCUACAACGACGUGAUGCUGCCCUCCAGCAGUGAGAAGCUGCCCCCCAGCAAGCCUGCCCAGUCCCUGGUCACCAAGCUGGAGCCCGGCCGUGAGACUUUCCCCUUCUCCGAAGCCUGUUCCCAGGACACCAGCACCCCCUCAAACUCCAGCACCUGCCCCAGUUCCCCAGAGCCUGGUAGCCCGAUGGACUUCUGCUUCCGUGUGGACUCUGAUAUCGGUGGCGAGUUUAAGCUGGACCUGGUGGAGAAACUGUUUGCCAUCGACACAGAACCCAAGACUCCUUUUACUACACAGACCAUGCAGGACCAGGACCUGGACCUGGAGAUGCUGGCUCCCUACAUCCCCAUGGACGAUGACUUCCAGCUGCGCACGCUGUCCCCCGUGGAGGCCCCGCGGCCCAGCCCGGCCAAGCCCAGCCCCGCCCGGGCCCCCGCCGCCCUGCACCUCCACGAGCUGUGCACCUCUCCCAGCUCCCCCUUCAGCCAGAGCGCCUCCCCCGCCCCCUCAGAGGAGCCCCUCGCCCUGCGCUGCGCCUCCCCACUCGGUGCACCUUCCAAGAGGCUUCCUCUGGAUGGACAGCUCACUCCCAGGAUGGUGGCUGUACAAAACCUUCAGCGUAAGAGGAAGCUGGAGGACGUCACCACCUUGUCCCAGGCUUUUGGACUGGGUGCCUUGCAGUUGUCCGACCCUGCCAAGCUGGGAAAAAAGGCCAAGCUGCUGGAGACCGGCGGCUCAGAGCUGCUGUCCAGUAAGACCAUCCUUCUCCUGCCUUCAGAUCUGGCGUGCCGCCUCCUGGGGACCUCGUUUGAGGGCAGCGGACUCCCCCAGCUCACGCGGUACGACUGCGAGGUCAACGCCCCGGUCCUGGGCCGACAGCACCUGCUGCAGGGAGAGGAGCUGCUGAGAGCCCUGGACCAAGUCAUCUGACCUGAGCACCAGCCUGCCGCUUAACCCCACACCCCGCUGCCCCAGCCAAGACCCCUCUAUUUAUAUUUUCUAUGUUUAGUUAUUUUACACGUCUGCUCCCGUCUCGCUCCAUGCAGCGCAUAGAUCUCAAUGGACUUCCCAUUGAACAUAUAUUAUAUAACACAGCAGCAGCCUUGAGGUCACCUUAGCCUUGAGCACCUGGAGGGAGGAGUGCACCAGCGGUGUUACCGCGGUUCAAACCCAAUCACCCGUGACACGCAGUUAGCGGUUUGAAAAAGACGCGUCUAACUUUCUGUCUCCACGGCCCCGGUGCUUUCGCCAGUGGUGUACUGUAGCUUCAAUCGCACAAUUAUAUAUUUUCUUAAAAAAAAUAAAUAAAAAUAAACGACAAAAAAAGAACGAUUCCGAGCAGACCAUGCAAUACGAGGCAUUUUUAAGACUACUUUAAUGAAAGAUUCAACAUUUAUUUUUUUUUCUCCUGUAUUUUCUUUCCUGUUCUGUGUCAUGGUAGAGUGCAUAAAAUGUUCAGUCUCGAUUCCUUUUCGUCGACCCUGUCUAAUCUGUCACGGUCUGAGUGUAACAUCUGUUAGUGGUUUGCCAAUAUAUGCGGCUUCAGAAGUUGUAUGUCAGUCCAUGUAUGUUGCUGUGUAUAUGUUUGCAUAGAUCACCUUUGACCUUUAGAAUGACAAAGAUUGUGUGUAAAAACACCAGCAAAAUGAACAUUUUGAAAUGGAAAAUUGAUUGUGAAACGGGAUCGAGUAAUGUGGACCUGAAAUUGUUUUUGUUUUUUUCCGUGUUAGCAAGGGAAGUUGGUUGAGCGAUUUGUAGUCUAAUUCUGAAAUAGAUUUUAAAAUAUAUAUAUUUUAGUUACGUUAGUCACUUUUUUUCAGCCAGCUGAAAGGCAGCCAUGCUGUAGACUUAAAUCCUCAUGCUUAAUCACUGUAGUAUAACCGUACGUUAAGCUUAAUUGGCGUAUUGUUGAUCAGACGAGCAAGCCCGUUUUCCAAGCUUCACGUUGUGUUUAAUGGUGGCAGUUAUGCAAUGUUGGUGCUCUUGCUUGUUGCCGUCAGUAAUAAUAAUCAUGUCAUAAUGCAUCUGUUGACUUUUUUUUGUGUCAUUUCCUAAUAUAGGAUUUUUGUCAUAUGUAUAAACGUCUGUUAAUUCAUCCUUCUGCUGUCUGUGGUUUGGUCUUCUAACACUAAAUGUAUUGUUUUAUUGCAUCAGUAAAUGAAAUAUGUGGACCAGGCUA